AUGUCGAGCUCCAAGUCAUUUUCUAUCCUAGGCAAAGGCCUCAAGGCCAAUUCGGCCGCAGAUCUCGAGCCGUACCUUUCGGAACUGAGGGAGAUGGAGGAUGUUGAGGAGGUACAUUUCGGGGCGAACAGUCUGGGCGUGGAGGCGUGUCUGGCUAUUGCGGAGGUCCUCAAGGGGAAGAAGAACCUCAAGCUUGUCGACCUCGCGGAUGUCUUCACUGGCCGGCUCAUCUCUGAAAUCCCACAAGCCCUGUCGGCAAUGUGUGAUGCGCUCAAAGACCACACCUCCCUCGUCGAGCUCGACCUCUCCGAUAAUGCCUUUGGCGGUCGUUGCGCCGACGCCAUGGUCCCCUUUCUCGAAACCAACACACACUUUCAAAACUUCCGUCUCAACAAUAACGGCCUCGGUCCUAUCGGGGGCAAGAUCAUCGCGCACGCUUUGUCAGCCAAUGCCGACAAGUGUGCCAAGGAGGGCAAGGAGAGCUCUUUGCGCGUCAUCAUCUGCGGGCGGAAUCGGCUGGAGAAUGGGAGUGCGGGCAAUUGGGCCAAGGCGUUUGAGAAGCACGGCAAGUUGAGGGAGGUGCGGAUGAUCCAGAAUGGGAUCAGGAUGGAGGGGAUCGAGGCGAUUGCGAAGGGACUGGCCAAGUGCCCGACGCUGGAGGUGCUCGAUCUGCAGGACAAUACGGCGACGCUGUCGGGGACGAGGGCGCUCGUCAAGGUUCUUCCGACCUGGAAGGACUUGCGGAUACUCAACCUCUCGGACUGUAUCCUCUCGCCAGCGGGCGGGAUUGCACUCGGGACGGCGCUCAGCUCGGGGUCCAACCCAAAGCUCGAGGAGCUGCGGCUGCAGUAUGGCGAGUUUGACAAGCGGACGGUCGAGCUGCUUUCUACGGCAAUCACGCAACAUCUCACCCAGCUGAGGGUGCUGGAGCUGAACGGGAACAAGUUUGACGCGGAGGAUGAGUGUGUGGAGAAGCUCAGGGAGGCGCUGGCUCUGCAUGGGCACGAGGACGCGCUGGAUGAGUUGGAAGAUAUGGAGGAGGCAGAUGAGGAUGAGGACGAGGAAGAAGAUGAAGAGGACGAGGCUGAGAAGAGCGAUGAAGAUGCUGAGGAGGCGGCCGAUGAGGAUGAUGGGGUUGCGAAAGGGGAGGACAGCUCGGUCCUGCCUCCGGUCUCGGACAAGGCUACCGACGACCUUGCCGACUUGCUGGCUGGCUCGCACAUCGCUUCGAAGUAG
Molecule: messenger RNA, 1236 nt
Organism: Dioszegia hungarica
Lineage: Eukaryota; Fungi; Basidiomycota; Tremellomycetes; Tremellales; Bulleribasidiaceae
Product: putative Ran GTPase activator
Exons: 4
Coding region: 1-1236 (411 amino acids)
Biological process (GO): activation of GTPase activity; nucleocytoplasmic transport
Cellular component (GO): cytosol; perinuclear region of cytoplasm; nucleus
Molecular function (GO): GTPase activator activity; small GTPase binding
Source: RefSeq, a predicted model, not a curated record